Trypanosoma theileri is the source of this 1152-nucleotide messenger RNA. RefSeq names its product putative mitogen-activated protein kinase, putative,protein kinase. The transcript has a single exon. Bases 1 to 1152 code for a protein of 383 amino acids. The record is from RefSeq and is a predicted model, not a curated record. Gene Ontology annotation, cellular component: nucleus; cytoplasm. Gene Ontology annotation, molecular function: ATP binding; MAP kinase activity. Gene Ontology annotation, biological process: intracellular signal transduction; protein phosphorylation. Lineage: Eukaryota; Euglenozoa; Kinetoplastea; Trypanosomatida; Trypanosomatidae.
AUGCUGACGCACGUCUCGGCGCCCGAUUCAGAGGGGAAGGUCACGUACACUUUCGACACUCAAUCUAAAGUGGAGGUUCCCCAACGGUAUGAGGUGCGUAGUCUGGUUGGUCGUGGUGCUUAUGGUAUUGUUUGUAGUGCGGUAGAUAGUACAACUGGUGACACUGUUGCAAUUAAAAAAAUCAGUAAUAUUUUUGGUGAUGUUGUAGAUGGAAAGCGUAUUUUGCGUGAGGUUAAGCUGCUGGGCUUCCUAAACCAUCCUAAUGUAUUAUCUCUUAAGGACCUAUUUCGACCUUCUGAUCCUGGUUUUUCAGAUAUUUAUGUUGUUACGGAGCUUAUGUCUUCGGAUCUCCAGUCUAUUCUAAAGUCUUCUUCGGUUAAGUUAACAGAGGUACACUGUCAGUACUUCACGUAUCAGCUGCUGUGUGCGCUGCGGUACAUUCAUAGUGCAAAUGUCAUUCACCGUGACUUGAAGCCCGCUAAUUUACUCACCAACUCGGACUGUGAUUUGAAACUCUGUGACUUUGGACUGGCGCGGGGAAAGGGGCCGAAGAUGACCCACUACGUAGUGACGCGCUGGUACCGGCCGCCGGAGUUGUUGCUGGUGGGCGACGACUACGACGGGGCGGUGGAUCUCUGGGGCGUCGCGUGCCUGGCGGUGGAGAUGUUCACCCGCCGCCCGCUCUUCGCCGGCCGCGAUUACAUCCACCAACUCAAUCUCAUCACAGACCUCCUCGGCGUGCCGGACGUGCUGCGGGACCUCCCACACGUGCACUCCCCAGAGGCGCUCAGCUACAUCCGCGCACUCCCCCCGCGCGAGCGACGGCCGCUGGAGGAGGUGCACACCGAACUGCAGGCGCGGUACUUCGCCGCCAGUCGCGCGCGCGAGGAUGGCGCCGGCGACGCAGAGAAUAACUACGCCAUGUUUAAGGACUUUCUCUUUCGGCUGUUGAGAUACAACCCGAAGGAGCGCAUGACGGCGAAGGAGGCACUGGCACACCCAUGGCUGCGGGAAGUGCGCAACAACUGCGGUGGGGAGGAACUGGAGGCGGAGGCGAGUGAACGCUUCUUUUGGGAAUUUGAUAGCAGCGAACUAAACGCCAGUCAGCUGAGGCAGUUGCUGAUGAAUGAGGUCAUGAAGUACAAUGAUUAG